Messenger RNA from Pristis pectinata (smalltooth sawfish), 375 nucleotides. RefSeq names its product histone chaperone ASF1-like. The record is from RefSeq and is a predicted model, not a curated record. Gene Ontology annotation, biological process: DNA replication-dependent chromatin assembly. Gene Ontology annotation, cellular component: nucleus. Gene Ontology annotation, molecular function: histone binding. The annotation marks the transcript as partial. NCBI's taxonomy places the organism in Eukaryota, Metazoa, Chordata, Chondrichthyes, Rhinopristiformes, Pristidae. The transcript has 2 exons.
UUUCAGGCAGAUGCAGUGAAUCCUUCCCUUAUUCCUGACGCCGAUGCUGUGGGAGUGACGGUCAUUUUGAUAACCUGCACUUACAGGAUUGGGUACUAUGUAAAUAAUGAAUACAAUGAUCCAGAGCUGCGGGAAAACCCUCCUGUAAAACCCGAUUUCUCUAAGCUUCAGAGAAACAUUUUGGCAUCAAAUCCACGAGUUGCAAGGUUCCACAUCAACUCGGACGACAGCAGUGAAAAGACAGAGGACUCUGACUACACAGUUCCUAAUGUGCACUCUGUUCUUUCCACGAGCACAUUGUCCUCAGAUUCAAAGAACUUGACUGUGUCAGCAGACUCACUGAGUGCUGUGGGCAUUCCCAUGGACAGCCUGUGA